GCGUUUAUUAUAUUAAGCGGAACCCUCAAAAUCAAAACUUUGAGACCUUUCUCAGCUCCGAACUCUUGCAGCCGUCUUCUUCUUCUUCUUCUUCUUCGAAAUCCGACAGUUCGAGAGUUCAUCAGGUUGAGUUGGAGGUUAUGAGAGAAUGGGCAGUAGUGGUUUGAAGGAUAUUUUGGCUACAGUAGUUAAGGUGGGAGUGAGUGAAGCAAGGGCAAGGAUAUUUGGGCAUGUUCUUAACCCAACUGGCCAAAGAUCUUCACACAAGUUGUUACGCAAGAAACUCAUUGGUGACAAAGUUUCUCAAUGGUAUCCACAUGAUAUCACCAAGGAUGAUCCUCUUAUCAUGGCUCGAAAAGAACAAGAGCGCUUAUCAAGACUCGAAAUGUUGAAACGUCGAGGAAAGGGACCGCCUAAAAAGGGUCAAGGCAAGCGUGCUUCUAAACGUAAAUAGAAAUGCCUUGCAUUGCCUUGACUUGAGACAACAAUUCAAUACAAUACAAGAUCCUUGAUGUUAUUAUGAUAAAAUUGUUUCUCAACUUACUCUUUUCACUUGAAAGACUUCCAAAUGAAGCAUUUAAGAAUUCGAUUUAUUAUUAUUUGAUGUUUCUGUUGGAAUCUUAUCUUACCUCUUGUUUUUCCUUUACUAUAGUGAAAGAUUAAACAAGUUUAACUUAACAUAUAUUUGUUGUGAUUGUGAAGCCCUUUUUUACUGAUAUAAAACAAGGAAAUUUACAC
Molecule: messenger RNA, 738 nt
Organism: Cannabis sativa
Lineage: Eukaryota; Viridiplantae; Streptophyta; Magnoliopsida; Rosales; Cannabaceae
Exons: 3
Coding region: 149-454 (101 amino acids)
Cellular component (GO): mitochondrion
Source: RefSeq, a predicted model, not a curated record